AUGAACCAACGACGGUACAAUGUAGAGCGAUCAUGUUUACGCUGCCACGCGCACAAGAUCAAAUGCGACAAGGGCUCACCAUGCAGCAAAUGCGUGCGGCAGAAUAUAACCUGCCAGUAUCCAGGUCCGAGCCGAGUCAAGCGCCAACCCCCGAAGAAAAGCACGACCGAUGUUGCGGUACGGCUGGAGCAGCUUGAACAGUUCAUCGCGUCAAUGCUCAACGAACGGCCGACUAGCUCGAACAAUCAAAACCAAGCCUUAAGUACAACCCCGUCGACGCCGAACGGCCGAUCCGAGUACAGGCCGCUAUCGAGCCACCCAGCUGCAGCAGACCGCCCCGCCCACCAGGGGUUCCUAGACAAAGACGGCCGGUAUAUCAAUGAGCCUCUUCUCUCGCGGGUGCUGGAGAAAGAGCAGGAGCUAAAGUCUGCAAUUGGAUUACCAAUCGGUGCAACUAGUCCGCGCCGACCACCGGCAUUGAGGGGAGAUGGGAUCUUCACGAACCCGCUCUCGGCGCAGAUUGACAUCCAGGAGCUAUUUCCGAGUCGUUGGCAGGCGGUUUCACUCUGGCAGGCUUUUCUCGGUCGUGUAGAGCCCUUAGUAAAGGUCAUCCAUGUUCCAACGGCACAAUCGCGCAUCUUUGCUGCGAUUAAUAGACCUGAGAGUGUGCGUGCUGAUGUACGUGCUUUACUCUUUGCUAUUUGUUUUGCCGCUACGACAACCUUCCUUUCGGAUGAUGCUCAGAAUGAGACUUUGCAUGACAAUCUGCGGCGGUAUCAACAUGGGAUGGAGUUGUCUUUGUAUCAGUCCGAGUUUUUGGAUGCUCCGACCCUUACAUCGUUGCAAGCCAUGGUGAUAUAUCAGGCAUGCUUUCGAUUUAGCAAUAGCGGCCGAUCUGGCUGGAUAUUACAUGGCGUAACUAUCCGAGCCGCACAAUCCAUCGGCCUCCAGCGCGACGGAAAAUACUUCAAACUGCCACAACUGGAAUGCGAGCUGCGCCGGCGAACCUGGGGACAUAUCCAAUCAGCCGAUAUCCGAGUCGCAGAAGAUCAUGGGCUCAGCGUCCCCGAAAACGACUACGGCGACACUGAACUCCCGCUGAAUAUCGACGACCAGAACUUAUCAGAGAUGAACAUUGCCCCAGCCGUAUCACAGAAUCGAUGGACCGAGAUGACAUUUUCUUUAAUCGUAAUAGAAAUCAACAUGACGCGGCCGGCUUUACUUCGAAACUUAGUGGGAGCAGCCGACCCAGAGCGCCUCAUCGCCGAGUUCAAAGGCGCAAUAGAGGAGAAAUAUCUGCGACACAGCGACCUAGACAUCCCGAUCCAGCGCUUCGGCUUCCUCCUCGGACAGCUGCUCCUCAUAAAGACCGAGCUGUGCAUUCGACAGAAACAGCUGCAGUCACAGGGACCGGCGGCCUGCUCACUCGACCACAAACUUGUCCAAGAGACUAUGGCACAGGCCUGCUAUGGCAUGGAAAUUGGCCUCGAGAUGCACAGCAAUGAAUUACUCCACGGCUUCCGCUGGCUGAUGAUGACUUUCACCCAAUACCACCUCUUCACAUUCAUUCUCUGGUCUCUGUGUGUUUAUCCCACCGGUCCGCAUGUUGAACGAGCCUGGCGCGCUAUCGAUGUGCAGUUCGGUCUGAUUGAUGACCCCUCUUGGCCGGAUCCGGGACCGAAGUGGCCGAUGAUUGUGAAGUUGCGGAAUAAGGCGCAGCUUAUUCGCCAGAAGCAUGAGCAGAGUCAGCAAAUUGUUCACGACAAUCGUCCUGUCUGUGCUGAUGGGGUUGGGACUGGGGAUUCUCGGCUUGAGGCUGGCUUUGAUAUUGAUAGUUGGGAUCCGAAUUUCGUUGACUUUUCGGAUUGGAAUAGCCUGGCGCAGAGUCUUUCUCUCUUAAGUUGA
This is a messenger RNA of Penicillium samsonianum, 1905 nucleotides long. RefSeq lists its product as uncharacterized. NCBI's taxonomy places the organism in Eukaryota, Fungi, Ascomycota, Eurotiomycetes, Eurotiales, Aspergillaceae. The record is from RefSeq and is a predicted model, not a curated record. Gene Ontology annotation, biological process: DNA-templated transcription; regulation of DNA-templated transcription. The transcript has 2 exons. Gene Ontology annotation, molecular function: zinc ion binding; DNA binding; DNA-binding transcription factor activity, RNA polymerase II-specific. The coding region runs from base 1 to 1905 and encodes 634 amino acids.